Ostrea edulis (European flat oyster) is the source of this 12832-nucleotide messenger RNA. Its product is annotated as polycystic kidney disease protein 1-like 1. Gene Ontology annotation, molecular function: protein binding. The transcript has 67 exons. The record is from RefSeq and is a predicted model, not a curated record. The coding region runs from base 176 to 12784 and encodes 4202 amino acids. Lineage: Eukaryota; Metazoa; Mollusca; Bivalvia; Ostreida; Ostreidae.
GAUAUAAUAUGUAUAUUCUUGUUGCGAGGACGUAACUUUGAACAAGUCGUCUGCAUUUUUUCAUAGUAGAAAAAAUAUGUGGGCAAAAAAUUAUCAAUCCCCGCGCCGCUUACGAAUUGGAGUAUGAAUACAAAAGUUCGGAAAGAAACAUGAAAGUAGCAAAAGUUGACGGAGAAUGCUGAUCCGUGGAAAACGUGAUAUCGUCCAUGCCUUUCAGUUGUGCUGGUGUGUGCUUUUCCUAACUUGUACCGUGACCAGUACAGAACAGUACUGGUUCCAAGGAUGUUACUCAAGAUUACAAAGAACUGAUAUGCAACAGGAAUUGUCCAUAGAAAAACAGCAUGGUUUCUUAAACUAUUCCCAAUGUCUUAGCUUCAGAGUCGCGGAGUGUUGUCGAGAUUGCCUUCAGCAAAGGUUCAAAUUGGCCGCAGUUGGUGAUGAGUGUGUAUGCCUAAAUGUAACGAAUAAACUGUUUGAAGAAGCUGCAGGAACUUGCCAGAGAUCAAAAGAAAAGAGCUGCUUUUCAUUUCCUUGCUGUCCAAGCAACUCCUCUGCCAUAUUUCUGACUGAGGGUUCGUUUUUAGCCGAUAUCGAAGUCAGUGUUGACGUGGACCAUAUUAUCAUAAACAGAGCUGUUGUCAUAGAAAUAUUGGUGAAAUUUCCAAAACUACUAAAUGUAUCGAAAGCUUUGAAGGACCAAACCAAGUUCCAUGAGUUGGAGAUUGUGUGGACUUAUCCUGACUACAGGGACACAGUGUUAACAGAGGCCCAUAGCCCAGAGACCUAUUACAGAAAACAGCAUACUUUUACUAAGGCUGGGCCUCACGUCAUUAAUGUGUAUGUCACCAACACGAUAUCAGAACUAUCAGCUAACUUAUCAGUCAAUGUCCUUGACCCUUCACCUUAUGACCUCCAGAUUUUAAACUUGGUUGACCUGUUUGAUCAACCGUCAUGUAUACCAAAAGAAUACGCUGUUCCAGACGAGGUCCAGUUCUUCUCCGUGUUUCAAGGAGCAAACUUUUCACUAGAAGUAUCAGUCUCUGUGGGAGAGGAUGUGACCUUCACCUUUGAGGAGAGGACAUUACAGGUCAAAAAGGUUAAGGAUGCAGAUUCCUGCUUUGAUGGCUGUUCCACAAAACAGUGGUUCGUUGUUCAUACUCUAGGAGUACACCAAUUAUGGAUCACAGCAGAGAAUCAUUUUGGGAAGCUGACCAAAUCUGUUUUCAUAGUUGUGAUGCAGAGGAAACUUUCCAACCUCAAAAUUUCAACAUUGGAUUCCGAUUCCCGGGUGAUGGCAGCGGGAACCGUUGUCGAUUUCUUAAUCCAGGUUGAAAUUCGUACCCGGUUCAACUCUACAAUGACCAUUGAUGCACUGGACGGUCACACACACGUGGCUACUUUGGAAGAUACGGAUGGUCAAACUCUGGCCUUAAACUGCACAGUGGGAGAAAUGUUUGUAACAGCCAAUUAUGGGAAUGGGUGUCUUUUAAAUGUCAGAUUUCAGCAUGCAUUUGAAAAUGAGAAAGCUUUCCGACCGAAAGCGACUGUACUGAGUGGUAAUUUGUCCAUAGAGGCAGAGCUGGACUCCAGAGUCACAAUCAUGAACCGGCUUAUGCUGAUCGAGAUUGUCUCCCCUGGUUUUUGCUCAGUUGACAAAGUGUGUGUGUUUCACUUGCAAUUUGAGCCAUUUUCUGAUUUUGCCGAGAUAACUUGGAGUAUCUAUAAAAAUAAUGAUGUGAUGGAGACCUUUGAAAAUUUGACAAAGCUCAGUUACAUGUUCAACGAAUCAGGAUAUUUCCACAUUUCUGUGGAGGGGAGGAAUAGCAUUAGUUCUGUAGCAGAUUCUAUUAAUGUCCAUGUGUUUGUACCUUUGUCAGAAUUGCACCUCCAGUGCGAGGGUGGGUAUGUUUUCUCUGAAGCUCAACAAAUUCUGUGCCAUGCAUAUGUCAUGGAGGGUACCAAUGUACAGUUCUCUUGGGUUGUCCAUACUGAAAGACGACCAAUGGCAUCCAUAAACACUAAUAUAGAAGGACCAAUCAAAACGGUGAACACAAAUUUAUCGUCCGAUGCCACUUUCAUGUUUGAAAAUGUAGGAUUUUACAACAUUAGUGUGACUGCCCUCAAUAGGGUCAGUAAACUCUCUCAUUAUCUUCCACGUCUCAUUGAAAUACAGGACGAGAUUUUGUUUGUUGUCAUGAAGAGAGGAUGGGCGGAGUACCCAAGGGGCGUGGUCAUGUUAGGGGAUGUAACUCUGUUUCUAGUAAAAACUUUUGGAGGGAGCAAUGCGCAUUUAGAAUUUGACACUGGGAUGGGGAGAAGAAAGUACAAUCAUCUUUAUAUUAAAGAUGAGGACUUAUAUGAAGUGCACUUCAGGUUCUCAAAAGAAGGAUUUCAUGAUUUGGUGGUUUAUGCAUAUAAUGAUGUGUCAGAAGUGCAGUAUUCUAUCAGAGUGUUGGUCCAGCAACCAGUUACCAGAUUAUCCUUGACUACAAACCAAAUGCAACCUCGCGUGACAUCUGCUCUGGUCUUCAUGGUUUUGGAAAAUGGACGGAUCUGCCGACGGAGUGACCUAGUGUACGUAUUUACAUUUUCUGAUGGAGAAAAAAUAACGACAGGAAGUCCAGCAGUGUCAAAAGUUUUCACCCAUUCAGGAUCACAGUAUGUCAACGUCACAGUAUCAAAUCUAGUGGACCAGAUUCUUCUCUACUAUGACUUUACAGUGAGAGAUGAUGGGGAACAUGGAAUCCUAUUGUCCAAUCCUGUCUUUGUGGCUGUCAAUCAGCCAAUCAAAUUCCAUGUUCAGGGCAUUGAUGUAGAGACGUUCAAUGCUGAGGUUCGGUUUGGAGAUGGAGACCAACCUAUUGUUGUAUCUACCAUUAAGUGGGAACAUGUGUACAAGAUACCUGGGAUAUAUGAGGUGUCAGCCAUUCUCCACACGGUUAGUCGUGGGAAUAUAGAAGUAAGAAGUGUGGUUAUUGCUCAGGUUCCACUACGAGAGCUGGUCAUCAAUGCACCAAGUUUCAUCAAAAUUGAUAGAAUAACCAGAGAACAUUUGUUUGAAGCAGUGAUUAUCGGUGGUGGAUCCCAAGUUUUAUACUCCUGGUCUCUGAAUGAUCACAGGACCCCAAUCAGCACCGUGAACUGGAUUGUUAAAGAAAUAAUGGACCCAAGUACCAAUGUGCUAAUGGUGGGUGCGAGAAAUGACCUGGGAGAUGAAUUGUUUGCUGUGCAGGAAGUCAAAGUUCAAUAUCCUGUUCUGAAAGUGACCUUAAUAUCAUCACCAGUUGCUGAAGGUCAUCUCUGUGACAUCACAAUCUGCAUCACAGGAAGUCAGAAUGUGAAUAUUGAUAUUGAUUUUGGUGAUGAUUCAUCAUCUACAUUAUCUACAGGUGAUUCAGAUCUAACUGUAGACAAAACCUCUUCUUCAUAUCUCCCUAAAUACAACCUGGUCAUAAAACACAAAUAUGACGUGAAAGGUCAGUAUGAGGUUAAAGCUAAUGUGUCCAAUGACGUUUCCUGGGCAACUAGUGAUGUUGUGGUGGAGGUAGGGGAGAGAAUUGGUGACGUGACCCUGGAGAUUCUGUCUGGACACUGGGAGCAGGAUUCAGUGUACGUAAUGUCCAUCAGCAGCCCUCUGACAGUCAGGGCCACUGUGGGCAGGGGAGAUAACCUCACCUUCACCUGGGAUUUCUCUGAGUAUUCUGAAGGAGGAACAAAUGAUCAUAAUGGAAAUGAGACCUCUAGCACUGUCACCUAUGUCUUCAGCUUGGCCGACCUCUUCCAAGUUUCUGUGAAAAUAAGCAGUCCAUUUUACUCGAAGCCCAUUAUAUUUCCAUUCAAACACCAGUUCAUGGUGGUGCAGGAGAUCCAGAGUGUAUAUAUGAAGGUUGUCAGUCCAGACAAAACUGCUCUCCCCCUGAGGAGAAGGAAUGGGGAAAUUCAGACAGAGGAAAUUUAUUUUGAAGCAAGUUGUGAGAAGGGGUCUCACAUUUCGUUCCAGUUUGACUUUGGAGAUGGCACCUCCUUGGUGGUUCCUGGUGUGGAAGUUAUGUUCCCACAUUACAUUAAAGGAACCACCUCUCAUAGGUACACUCAAGAGGGAGUAUAUAACAUCACAGUAAUAGCCAUGAAUCCCCUUGGCAACAAGACAACAACCCUUGACAGGCCCAUCUAUGUACAGGCAGCCUCCCUCGUUGGUCUGAAGCUUGACAAAUCUGUGUACUACACGAAACUUGGUGAUGUCACUGUCAUGCGUGCAAAUUACACUUAUGGUACUGGUGUGACGUUUGAUUGGAAACUAGGAGACCAGUUUGAUAUUCUCAGUGACUCAGGGUCAGUGAUGAGGCACACGUACCAGAAUGUAGGAGAGUACCGGGUAACAGUCAUUGCCAAAAACAAAGUGUCCUCACAGACGGAACAAGCACUGGUGGUUGUACAGAGUGGUAUCCAGGGAGUGAGGUUGAUAGCCAGUAGUAACACCACUGAAGUGAACCAGAUUGUUCGCUUGACUGCCAAGACGUUACCGAACUCUGGCAUGGGGACGUAUCACAACUGGAACUUCGGGGACAACCAGAAAGGCCAUCUGUCUUCUGAACCAGCUGUAGACUAUGUUUACAGGAGAACUGGGCAGUUCAUUGUAACAGUCACAGCAUACAACAAUGCCAGCCAAGCGGAGUCACUCCCGGUGGAGAUAAUGGUCAUGUCGAAAGUCAAGAUGCUUGAAGUUCGGUGUCUGAAUGACUCCUUGGUGAAUCGUAGUCUGGAGUUUGGGGCCUUUAGUUAUUCCGGGUCCCACCUGACCUACAAGUGGGACUUUGGAGAUGGCAGUCCUCCACUUUACACCACCGCCAGGGAGCCACAAGCCAGUCAUACUUAUGUCAAUGUUGGGAGAUAUUUCGUAACACUAACGGCCUUCAACGAGAUUAGCAGUGACACAGAUGUGAUAGAACUGUUUGUGUUGGAUCGAGUGUGUAAGCUGCCAAAGUUUAAAGUUCAAAGUCAAGACUUCACAAAGAUAUUCCGCUCCGACGUUAUUUACUUUGAGGCAGAGGUCGCUCGACUUCAAUGUGAGUACACAACUGAGAUUGAGUUUCAGUGGGGCAUGGUGGACCAAAAGACGAAUGCACCAGUGUUUGUACAGAAUUUGGAUCCGUCCCUCUUCCAACGCAGGGUUCUUAAACUACCACCGAGGAGUCUGGAUGUGGGGGAGUACACCGUAAGCCUGAUGGUCAAAUAUACGGGAACUGUGGUGUAUGCAACUGAGAAAUUACAGAUAGAGGUGGUGCCGGCACCACUUGAUGUUCACAUUGAUGGUGGGGCACUGGUAACGGUUGGAUACCGUGGAAACAUCACUCUAAAUGGAACAAAGUCAAAUGAUCCAAACUCGGAAUCGUUAUCUCAUUUAAGAUUUAACUGGACAUGUAGCACAAGUCAGAACAACAUUGAAGAACAAUGUUUCCAUGACAAUGUGUCCUUGACCUUUAACAUGGCUGAUCCAGUUUGGACCUUCCCUGUUACUUGGUUACAAAGUGGACAACAGUACCUGUUCAUUUUAACUGUGUCAGCUGAUGACCUGGAGCCUCAGAAUGCCACACAAGUCAUAGAGGUGGCAGAACGCGGUGUCAAAGUAGCCAUAGACUGUCCUGUUUGUCAACGUGACAUCAUAGGUGAAAAUGAACCAAUCAGAAUGGAGGCUGUGUGCCCUGAGUGCAUCAGGAGACUGGGUGUGAGUUACGAGUGGACACUUUCGUAUGUUAAGGAAAUGACAAACCUAGUUACUGAUAAAAACAGGAAAAGACAUCCCGUGCAGUGUAGAUAUGGUGGGAAAUCGCAGUAUGAACUCUGGCAGCUCAACAACACAAAGGCCAACAGUUUAGCCUCAGACCAAACAUCGACUGUCAUUGGAACAACGACUGAGGAGUAUAAAACGGAGACACUCACACCCCCUGUCUCAACUACAGAUAGAACAGGUGUCAUUCACCCAGUGAUAAAUGAAGGCAGGUCUUCCAAGGGUAGGAUUAUCACCACUCGCAAUGGAGCUGGAGCUGAGGAAAAACAGGGAAUGGGGGGAGUGGAAAACAGCUUUCCCUUCAUAAGUGUCUCAGAGGGCACAGAAAACGAAGGCAGACGUAAAACUGGGCAUCCCCGACAGGAGGAGACUGGGCCCGAACUGAUGUCCGGUGUGAAGGAGGGAUUCCCAGGGGAAGAGGGCAGUUCUAAAGGGCGAAUACCAGGAAAGAUUGGUGAUGGCCAAGGAGUUGACCGUAUACCCGAUUUAGAUACCAACAAUGGAAAGAUUGGUGAAAGCCUAGGAGGGAACCGUAAACCCGACUUAGGCACCAACAAUGGUGAUGACAACGUAAAUGACCAGAACUUAGAGAUAAAACCGGACACCAUAGAUCUGAUGAUCAACAGGGGAACUGAACUGAUUUUGACCAAUAUUGGACUAGCCACUGCAAAGAACUCCAAGUCACUUGUCAUCAAACCAUACCAGCUCACCCCUGGAAGGACAUAUGUAAUCCACCUCAAAGUGCAGAAUGGUCAGCAAAAUGGAGAAGCCAAAGAGACGGUCUUCGUCAAUUCUGGGCCGAGUAACGGUGCCUGCGAGGUAGCACCAUUCAGUGGAGAAGAGUUUAAGACCGAGUUCAAGGUCUUUUGUCGGGAGUGGCAGGAUGAGCAUCAACCUAUUCAAUAUCAAGUGACCUUUGACCUUGGAAGUAACCAUUCAGAAGUGUUCCUGUAUCGAGGCCUAAGGAAGAGUGUUGUGUUCAAGUUACCAGCUGGUCUCCCUGAGAACAAGUUUGAAGUUUUCCUGAAGGUUUCGGUACUGGACGGACAGAAUGCAGCAUUGCGGUAUUGUUCCACCUCCAUUACAGUACGGCCAGCUAGACUCAGCGGGACGGACGGGAGGGAGAUAGGUCGCAGUGAUCCAGGAAGUGAGAGGAUGACGGUGGGAAACACAAUAUCUGAGCUAAAGAAUCAGUAUGAUAGCUGUGUGAAGAAAGACAACAGUCAAACUAGGAUUCUCACCAUGUACUUAGCCAUGCUUCUGACCAGGGGAGGUCACUCUAGAUAUGAAGGACUACAUCAGGAGCUUCUGACUAAUCUUGGGGAUCUUCCCAUGCAGUAUGAAGUUGAUAUUCUGCAGACAGCACAAGCGUUAGUUCAACUGACAUCAAGUCCUAUCAAGAUGAACAAAGCAUGCCUGGGAGUGUCUACCAGCUUAAUGCAGCGCAUUGUGGAAAAAUCUGCAAUGAUCUCCAGUGAAAGACAGUCCCCUAUCCAGGGUCUUCUCCCUUUAGCAAUGGAGGCGGGGUCAAAUAUUGUCAAGGCUAUUUCUAUGGCUGCCAGAGCUCAAACUGAUUUGUGGUUCUUCAGAGAGAAACUAGCACAAAGUAUAGAGUCGCUGGAAAAAUUUGUCAAGAAUGAGAUUCAAUAUCACAUGAUCGGAGAACCACCAAUCAGGACACAGGAAGCAGGCUUUAUGUCGGCACUAGCUGGAGUGUUCGAGUUCCAGAUCACACCUACACUGAAUAUUGGCAAAUCAAAAAUAGUCUUACCAAAGCAGCUGGCCUUCCCUACGAACAAACAAAACACCACUGAGACUGUAGAUUAUGGCGGAAUUCCCUCCCUUGGUAGGGUCUCGAGAGCCACCACACCUGACUGUCUUAGAACAGAAUUUCUGAGAUACGAAACCAAUCCAUACCAAUUUGUCCAAAAAGGAGAAUUUAUGGUUAACUCUGAAGUGACCACAUUGAACAUCUACGAUUGUCAUGGAAACAGUAUUGAGAAUCUUCAGGACGAUGAUGCAGUAUCCAUUCAGUUACCACGGCGAAACCAGAGUACUGACCAGGAAACUGUGUACCAGCUGACCAAAUCUAACAUGAACGUUCACCAGUUCAACCUUACUAAACGAAGUAUUCAGCAAACGCUGCACCUCCACAUACGCAUGGCAGCAGUGACUCGGGGCAGGGUCUUUCCAACCGCCAUUCUGAUUGGGUACAAGACCCACCCCACCCCCCAGAGGUAUCUGCUGAAGAAGGAAAAUCCAGCCACGCAGAACGAGAUCCGGAUCACCAUUCCAGAAGGCUACUUAAAUGCGUCUGGCGAAUAUUAUCUGGGUUUUGUGGAUGCCAAGUACAACGCUGGCAGACCACGCCCAGGGGAGGUACAGAGCCGGAACUACACAUUACAUAUCUGGCAUACCAGAUGUCUCUACUGGGAGGCGGAGCAAAAUUAUUGGUCACGUGAUGGUUGCUGGGCAGCGGACGAGUCUACAUACGAAGUGACUCAUUGCAGGUGCAAUCACUUAUCGACAUUCGGAUCUUUCUUUGGAGAGACAGUACCGAUACUGACAUUAAUUCCAGUGGAGACGUUCUUUGAAGCCAAUGAGAACCCGCUGUGUGUGACUAUCCUCAUCGUGGCUCUGGUCGUCUACGGUGUUUUAAUGGUGGCGUGCUACAGGAAGGAUCAGCAUGACGCCAGAAAGGGCGGGAUUCUCUACCUGAGGGACAAUGCACUGACUGACCAACAAAAAUACGAGGUCAUCGUGGAGACGGGAUUCCGGAGAGGGGCGGGAACAACCGCUAAAAUUAGUGUUAUUCUACAUGGAGAGGAAGGAAUGUCGGGUACUAGGGAGCUGAUCAGCGAUGACGACAGACCGCUGUUUGAGAGGAACUCCAGGGACAAAUUCAUCCUCACUCUCCCAGACAGCAUUGGGAAAAUCUGGAAAGUCCAAAUCUGGCACAACAACACUGGUGCCUCCCCUAGCUGGUACCUCAGUAGAGUUAUAGUGAAGGAUCUCAAUACGGAGAGGAUGUUCUACUUUAUUUCUGAGAAGUGGCUGGCAGUGGAAGAGGAGGAUGGGAAAGUGGAGCGAGAAUUCCUGGCCCUAGAAGGGAACCUUGGAUUCAAAAGGGUGUUUCUGACGAAGGGAACCCAGUAUUUGGCGGACUACCACCUGUGGUUGUCUCCCUUCACCUGUCCCUCGUACAGUCAGUUCACGCGGAACCAGAGGCUCACAUGCUGUCUGACCCUGUUAUGUGUCUACAUGUGUUUAAACACACUGACAUACCACUACACGCACACAACGUACCGCGGUGAAUUUGGCCUGCUUGACCUAUCUUGGAACAGCGUUACCAUAGGAACCAUUUGUUGCAUAGUAGCCAUUCCACUCAAUUUCCUUUUAUCCUUUCUCUUCCGCAGAAGUAAGCUGGUACCCACCGAUAGCAGCAAAACUUCGCUUACCGAGGACAAAGAUGAAGACGCCUACCCCAGCGGGAAACCGAACGCGACCUCACAGGAAGAGGAAACGGACACGUCAGCGGAAGUCGUACAACCAAUUAUGACGUAUUCGAUCCUAGAUCAAUCCAUACUGAACUGGCCCGCAAUACAGGGCUGGGCUCAGAAGCAGUGGAUAAAACGACAACAAACAGUGAUCAAGGAAUGCCAGAGUUCACAAACAGAUACCUUACUGAAUAAAUUGAUAGGCUCAGAGACAGACAUGGCGUCCAGCGGGUUUGAGGACUCGAACAGCACGGACCCACGCCCCCAAGUCAACAUCAGUUCUCCCGCCAUCAGCAUCAAAAACAAGGCACCCUCUGAGAGCAGUCAGACCACCACAAAAUCUCCAGCCUCGACUAAGAAGAAUCCCAGUUCCCGUCUUCUUUUACCCACAUGGAUGCAGUACAUCACCUGGUGUCUUUGUGUCGUCAUUAUCGUCUGCUCUGCCGUCCUGACGGUGUGGAUAGGCAUCCGGUUUGACGAAGUUCGCAGUAUCUUGUGGCUUCAGUCCCUCUACAUCUGUGUGAUGGUCUGUGUAUUCGUAGUCCAUCCUACAAUGAUUUGCUUGUCCGUUCUGUACACAGCGGCCAGAUAUCGCUGCGAUCCCGGUAUAUUAGAUCAUUAUGAAGAGGCAUACUUUGGAGAAACUGCAGAAAGGGAAAUAAUUCGCCAAAGGAAAGAACAAUCGGGUGAAAGUGUAAACGAGGCUGAAGAGCUGGAGAAAGCUGUGGCGGCGAGACAGAGAUCCCGAUAUCUACGGUUCGCUCGACCUCCUCAAGAGAAACAGCUCAUUGAAGCAAGGAAAAAAGUCCUGAAAGAGAAGAAGGCCCUUAGCAUUCUAAUAGACAUUAUAUCGCUGGUGGUCAUGUUUCUCGUUGUCUGUGUGAUGGCUUACGGCAAAGAUAUACAGCCAGAAUACCAUAUCAACAGGGCCGUCUCCGACCAUUUCCUCAGGGGAGGCAACCAAAGCUUUGAAUCCAUAAAAUGCCGACAGGAUUGGUUCAAUUGGGCAUCCACAACCUUGGUAGACAAGAUUUAUGCGGACAAUUCGCUAAAGAAACAGAAACCAGUUUUACAAGGAAAUAUUUAUAUAAUCGGUCACGUGCAGCUACGAAAGGUAAAGGUCACCGACAGAGCAUGUGCAGACAUGGACCAGCUUCCUUACCUGUCCUUAAAAUGUCGACAGAAUUCGCCAUCAUUACCACGUGAUCAAGACUAUGCCACAUUUAAAGGAAAAACCUCACCAUAUCUGUUAUUUGGUCGCCAUGGUAUUUACGAUAACUCAGGAUACGUUUUAAAGCUGGAUCAUUCCAGAAAUCAGACUCGAAAUCAAAUCCUAAAUCUGACCUCUAUAAACUGGAUAGACGACUACACAAAAGCGGUCUUCGUUGAAUUCACCACAUUCCACCCGCCCUCCAGUCUUUUUACUUCUGUUCAGCUGUAUUUGGAAAUAUCAGAUACAGGAGAUGCAUUUCCUGGAAACAGCAUCAGCUCCACCUACCUGUACAAGUAUAUAACAAGGGCAGAUAACUUUCUCCUGUUUUGUGAGAUGAUAUUCAUUUUGGUGACUGUCUGGAAAUUAAAAGUCGUCAUCUGUGACGUCAUAAAACUCCAUUGCUUGUUUUUCCAGUGUGGUUGGAAACUUCUGCAGGGCAUAUUGAGCGUGGUAUCUGUGACUUACAUAGGGUGCAAUGUCUACCGAUUCUUUCUGGUGUCAAACAUCCUAGAAUUACAGCGGAGGACUUAUAACGAGGACUUUGUGGACGUCUCAUUUGUCACAUUCUGGGACGAGUUAUUGCGAUGCAUGGUUGGCUGUGUGUUGUUUGUUGUCAUUUUACAAUCGUUACGACUUCUACGAUUCGAGAGAAUGUUUCUACUGUUUGGUAAAAUUUACAGCCGGACUCACAAGGAGCUCAAAUUACUGGCGGUUCUCAUGCUAAUCAUCCUUCUGACGUUCGCUUCUCUUGGACAUGCCUUAUUCGGAGCCUUCUUUUUCGGUUUUAUUGACUUCUGGAGCAGUAUAUUUACUGUAUCUGCCAUAUUUUAUGGGCGCUAUGUGGACUUGACCUCUGAACCCUCUCUGAUCCAUGCCACACGGAUGUUCGUGCUAUUUGUCACCAUGCUUAGUCUUGGCCUUUCUACGGCAUAUGUUGUAGCUUUCCUUUCCUAUCGUUUUCGUAUAACCAAGAGGCGACAGCAUAAGGUGCUGGUACUAAGCGGACCGGAAACCCUGAUGUACUAUUGGCGCAUGCUCCGACUCUGGUCUGGAUUGUCUGCCUCAGACAUUAACAUAGAACAGGAAGUGGAACCCGACAACACACUUCCUCCGGAAUUUACAAUGGCUGAAAUAGAAUAUCAAGUGGACGAACUAUUCUUCCGAAUCGCAGCUUUGUCGGGUUCCCACGGUCUGCCUGAAAAACCCACCAACUACUUCACAGAUUCUGAUGGCACUUAUGGCGCGGGGGAUGAUGGGAUAUCAAGUGGUGGAUCUGAGGUUCACGAUGAAGGAAGAUAUGAACGUGCUCAGAAGAUUGAAGACAACAUUUGCUGUCUAGAACCUUGGAGACUUGAACAUCGUGUUCACAAGAUUGAAGACAAUCUUUGCAGAGAGCCAUACUUAGCGCAGCUUCUAAAGAUAGAUAACAUCGGAACCGAAAAUCUAUCCAAAGACCAAGAAAACCAAAUCAGGUCGCAUUUGGAACUGGAAAUAUUCCGACAACUGCAAAUUCAGAGGCAAGAACCAGCAGACGAGAAUGAGAAAGCUGGACAGAUACCGGAUUCAACUGAUCAAGACCAGAAAUGUGGGGUUCCAAUCAAUGACACGACAGGUGUAAAUUCUACUCUAAUCACAGAAGUAAAGCACCUGGACGGGAAACGAGAUAUACGCUCUCGAUUUGGUGAAUCGGAUUUCAAGUCUCAAGAAAAUAGUUCCUCAAAUCCCGAUUCCCCGGAAUCCACUAAAAACUCUUCUACUAAUACCAAAAAAAGUAUCCAGGAAGACACAUCGCCUGAAAUUAGUCAAAUAAAAACAGGGGUCAAAUCACAGAUUUCAAAAACUGUGAAGAAACCAGAUUUACCGGCCAAACCAACUUUCCUCAACUCCGGUCCAUUACGGGGAGGGUUGUCAAAUGACGUCAGUAAACCAUCAUUGAUUAGUAGUCCUACAUUACGACAGCUGAAAUCUGACAAAAUCGGCAUCCGUGGGGAAAAGAGUGGGGUUAAAGGUGAAAGCAAUAGCGGAAGUAGUAUUACGGAGUCUAGUUCCGGGUCUGAACAGGACGCGAUACAUGGACAUAUUCCACCGAUCGGGAAACGGAACUUACGUAAGACAAAGUCACGUGGUAAAGGAAAGGGACCAGUGAAUCUGUCGUCUGUUCUUCUGGAUGAAAUCGAAAGUGAACUCAGACAGCGAGAAGUUUCCGGCGGUGAAGAUGACCACUUUGUUAUUUUAGAACAGGAUGUUUUGGAGGAUCAAGAUAUUGACGAUAAUUUAGAUGCUUAAAAUCAAUUUAUUUUUUAUCUUAAUGAAUAUACAUGUAUAUAUUUUGAA